CGUAAUGUCAACAAAACAGUUACAGGCUAGUAAUUUGUAUUCGGGGAAAGGGACUGAAACUGUCUGACCGCUUCUUAUGGAGAAGCGUUUUAUGGUGUAAACCGACGUUUAUUGCUGAUAUUAUCCCACGUUUUGAAAGAUGGAGUGCGCCACUGUGAGGGAAGAAAGCUGCUGUGCUGGGCCAAGCAGGGCACCGGCUAAAAUUGAUACAAAGCCACAGGAAGCAAAGACUCCCCAAGCUGAACUGAUGAGCCAAUGGGCAGACACCAUCAAGAAGGUGAUCUUCAUUGUGGGAGGGGCUGUCAUCGUCUUUGCAGCCGCCUGCAAUUCCCUGACCUGGCAUCUGCAGUCGUUCUGGGGUGCUUCGGGUGACUUCUGGAACCGACAGUGGAUGAAGGUGUACCACCUGUUUGGAGGAAACUUGUUCAUGCUUGAAGUAGUAGGCACUCAGAUGGUCACCUUUGUGUUCUACUGGCUCUUCAACGCAUUCUUCCUCUUUGUUGAUAUUACUGGCAAACCAGCUUUCAUUCUCAAGUACAAGAUACAGGAUGAUCAGAACACACCGGUGCCCUGGCCCAAGCUGAGGAAGGCCCUACAGACGGUCCUCUUCAACCAGUUCUUUGUCAACAUCCCCUUUGCCGUAUUUCUGUACGUCAUGAUGCAGUUGCGUGGUUGUAACAUCAGCGCUGAUCUGCCCACCUUCAAGUGGGUCCUGGUUGAGCUAGGGGUUUUCCUCAUCUUUGAGGAGAUUGGAUUCUACUACUUUCACAGACUUCUGCAUCACCCCCGCAUGUACAAGCACUUUCACAAGAAGCACCAUGAGUGGACCGCCCCCAUCGGUGUGACUGCCAUCUACGCACACCCGUUGGAGCACGUGCUGGCCAAUAUGUUGCCCCCCGUCAUCGGUCCCCUCCUGAUGGGCUCCCACGUAGCUGUGCUGUGGGUCUGGUUCCUGAUUGUGGAGGCCUCAGCUAUUGUGGCCCACUGUGGCUACCAUCUGCCUCUGUUACCCUCACCAGAGGCCCACGAUUUUCAUCACCUCAAGUUCACCAACUGUUACGGCACUUUGGGCAUCCUGGAUCGUCUGCAUGGAACUGACAACCUGUUCCGUGAGAGCAAGAACUACCCGCGCCACAUCCUGUUGCUUGGACUGGUCCCACUGUCUCAGACCUUCCCAGAUGAUCCCAAGCAGAAACGCAAGGACUUGGAGGGCAAGAAGGCAGACUAACUCGGGUAGUAUGGAGUUAAAAUUUGUCUCAUGAGGGCACUAGACAUUGUUAAAAUACCUGGCUAUCUGCCUCAAUCUUGGGGCGAGUUCAAGCCACGACUAGUUAUUUGACCAAAGCUUCCCCAAAACGCUGUAUGGUUUGGGCCAUCUAGUCCACAUAUGGAACCGGGCCGUAGGGCAUGGUCGCACUACUGGUUAUCAGCAGCCAAUUUCAUUUAAUAGUAAUGAGGGAACCAUUCACCACUGACCAUCGUGAAUGCCUCAAUAAUUGAAAGAAUUUGACCAGCAGUCAAACUUUAGCGUGUGUUCAUGUCUUUCCAGGAAAUAUGUUCUGGCACAUCUCAUAUUUGUUAU
Molecule: messenger RNA, 1582 nt
Organism: Acanthaster planci (crown-of-thorns starfish)
Lineage: Eukaryota; Metazoa; Echinodermata; Asteroidea; Valvatida; Acanthasteridae
Product: fatty acid hydroxylase domain-containing protein 2-like
Biological process (GO): lipid biosynthetic process
Molecular function (GO): iron ion binding; oxidoreductase activity
Source: RefSeq, a predicted model, not a curated record